This is a messenger RNA of Papaver somniferum (opium poppy), 1206 nucleotides long. RefSeq lists its product as uncharacterized. Bases 424 to 978 code for a protein of 184 amino acids. The record is from RefSeq and is a predicted model, not a curated record. Lineage: Eukaryota; Viridiplantae; Streptophyta; Magnoliopsida; Ranunculales; Papaveraceae. The transcript is spliced from 3 exons.
GGUCGUCCAUAAGGUAGCAGGGAUCCAUACACUUUGAAUUGUAGUCACAGUUGACUAAUACCAGUCCCCAGUGUUAUUGGUUUCCACGUACGUCCGCAUAAUCUUCAUCCAAAAUCCAAAAUCCCAAUAAAAGUGUAACCGAUUACUCUCAGAGAUAAACACACGGUUUUCAACUUAGAGUUUCGUCUUCCUGCAUUGUCAUCUUCAUCUCUGGAUUUUGCCGGUUUUCAACAAGGAUUUAGAAUUCCAUUCGUAUUCAUCAAAAUAUGUCGGGUAGUAGCGAAUCAUCCUAUGAAUCUAUUUCCAGGCGCAGAAACACAACUGAUAAAUUGGUGGAGCAAGCAGAUUUUUCUUCCUCUUCUCCUUACAAUCUGAGACCUUAAGAAUACCAUUAAAGUUCCUGCUCGCUUCGCCUUUACUUCAAUGGCUGCCAACAUGGUUGAUGUCUGCGUUGACACUGAGGAGAAGCAGAAUGAGAAAGAUACUAGUGAUGGCAAAACGACAACUGAUGAUGAGAUCUCCGCCAGUCCGUCAGUCAACCCUGCUGAGUUUGAACUGGGAAUCUCUAUCCAUGAAUAUCCAACUGUUGGACUUUCUUUCGAUCUUCUCCUGAAUAACUCAUGUCGUGACCACCAGAAUAUGGGUGGGUUUAUCGUGUCUAAGUGUUAUGCCGCUAUGUAUACCAAGAUCUGCAAGAUAUACGGUCACAUCGCUACCACCGAGGUAUGGAAGAACGAUCCACAAACACUUGUUAUUGCUGUAGCUGGAUUGCUACCCGUGAUUGAAGAGAUGGAGAAGAAUAAUCUUCGUGAUGUCAGCAACAAGGAACUGUAUCGGUGGGACGAUAUGAUCUCUAACUGUGAGGUUCUCAGACUUAACGUCGGCUGGAUUCGUCAUCGUCUCGAGAUCAUCAAGAUCGAUAAAGCGGUCACCGCCGCUAAUAUAGUCUCUUCUACGAAUGCCAUCAUAGAGGAAUAAAAAACUCUGGCCACGGAGUCCGUAAGAGUGGACAAGGCGAUUCAGGACUUGAGGAUCAAGACUGAUAACUAUCGGAAGAGGCUUGAGACGGUGUACCACAGGAACUAUUUACUGUUGGAUGGGUUACUCUAUAGAGUUUUUGGUUUUUCACAUUUCAGAAUGUUUUCUUGAGUAAGGUUUAAUUUGAUGAAACUUUUUAGAUUGCUGCAAUGUGUUUUCUUUUGAAUG